AUGGCUCUGGGUCACUUUGGAUGUCUCUCGGCCCUCGUGGCUGGGGCGGUCUUGGGCGUUGGAGUUUCGGCGAAGGAGGAAUUGUACAAUGCGGGCGACGUGACUAUUUUGGCCGGGACUGAUCUGAGCGGCGCCGAAAACGACGGAUCGGGCGCGAUCCUCGUCAACCACCCAGGCCCUUUCCAAGCCGGCAGCGACAGCUGCACACGCCUGUCCGAAGUCCCCUGGAAUCCAGACACGACCGACUUCAAGUCUGUCCUUCAAAGCGCUCUCAACUACCAAACCUACCAGGACGUCUUUCCCGAGGACCAGCUGUACUGGAUCGCCUCAUCGACCGCCGGGUCUUGCGAUAAACGGCAUGCAACUUGCCGCGCGGUUGACGGCGCGGGCAAGGUCCACGACGAUGUCGACUGCGCGAAACACCUGCCGAUCCUCUGCUCGCACACCGCGCCCGUGUCGAGCUCCUCCCUGGAUGACAACGCGGCGACGUGGCAUGUGCAGCAGACGGUAGGCAGCAAGGUGCUGACGGGGUAUCGUGACUAUCACGUGUGGAAAUUUCGCGGGAUCCGGUUUGCCGACACGCCGGCGCGGUUUACGUACUCGCAUGUGGCGGAUUUUGAUGGGGGCAAGAAAGGCGAGGUGGUGAAUGCGACGAAGGCCGGCGCGGACUGUUCGCAGCCGAUUGGGGAGGUGACGAGUGGGAGCAGUGAGGACUGUUUGUUCGCGAACGUGUGGACGCCGUAUCUCCCACCGUCUGGCCCUGGGGAGAAAGGGUUGAUGGGCAAGAAGCAAGAAGGCACCACGAAGCUGAAGCCCGUGAUGCUGUAUAUCUACGGCGGCGGGUUCACGUCCGGGUCAGGUAAGAACACCAACACCGACGGUACCAACCUCGCGGCGCGCGGCGAUGUAGUCGUGGUAUCGGUCAAUUACCGCGUCGGGUCGAUCGGGUUCCUCAACUUCAACGACGGUGUGCACAACGGCAACUACGCGCUCUCCGACAUGGUGGCGGCGCUGGAGUGGGUGAACAAGUACAUCCGGUACUUUGGCGGAGAUCCGGAGCAGGUCACGGUGUUUGGCGAGUCCGCCGGCGCUGCGAGCACGCACAUCUUGCUGGGCGUGGCCAAGGCGAAGGGGUUGUUCAAGCGGGCCGCGCUGCAGUCGUCGCCGGAUGGGUGGCCCGGGGCGGAUCCUGCGGGGGGGAUCGGGUUGCCGUACUAUGAUACUCUCGAGCACAACUAUGAGGUGGCGACCAAGAAGGUGCUGAAGGACGCGGGGUGCGAGGACGCCGAGGACGAGAUCGAGUGCUUGAGCAAGCUGAGCGGGUUUGACCUCGUCUCGCUACCGACAAACGCCAACGGCUUCGUGGUGGACGGCACCUACCUUACCAACCACCGACUGGUCGUCAACUCAAGCGCAGACAGCCUCGCAACCGAUGUAUCCGUCCUCCUUGGCGUGAACCGCGACGAGACCGGCGUUUACUUUCCCCCGGCAGCCUACCCUCCGGACAACGUGACCUUCAUCGAAUACAUCGACGCGGUCGCGGCCGCAGUCUUCGGCGUCGUGGCCAACAUCUCCACCCACGACUACCUCAACAUCUCCAACGACCACCCCUUACCGGGCUUCCCCCUCUCCCUCUUCAACGAAACCGCCUCCCCAGCAACCAUCUUCGACGCAACCGUCCACCUCUCCACUCACUGGCUCUUCACCUGCAACACCUACGCCAAAGCCUACUCCGCAGCCAAGCACCACGCCUUCCAACAAACCUACUUCUUCGAGUUCAACCGCACCUACUCCCCGCGCGGCUACACCCAGCCCUGGUGCGACCCGCCGAUCCGCGACAACUCCACCACCUCCGAAUACCCCUACGGCGACCCGACCCACGACGAGUACUACAAGUGCCAUGCUGGUGAGCAGGUGUAUGUCUUCGGCACGGUGCUGCGCGCGGGCAUGCCGGAGCGCGAUGGCCUCGACGCGACGUUCAUGAAGUUGGUCGUUGACCACUGGGCGGCGUUUGCGCGGUGGGGGGAUCCGAAUCCGCGUGCGGACUGGUUGCGUGCGCGUGGGCCGGCGUAUCAGGAGACGCUGGAGGAGGUGGAGAGGGUUGGGGAGUGGAAGGCUGUGGAGGAGGACGAGCCGACGAUGAGGGUGUUGCAGUGGGGUGGGAAGCAGGUGGGAUUGGGCGAGGGACACGAAGUGAUUUGUGAGGGGAUUGGGGCUGGGUUGGAGAAUUUGGAGCCUUAA
Dichotomopilus funicola is the source of this 2241-nucleotide messenger RNA. RefSeq lists its product as uncharacterized. The transcript has 3 exons. Gene Ontology annotation, molecular function: serine hydrolase activity; cholinesterase activity. Lineage: Eukaryota; Fungi; Ascomycota; Sordariomycetes; Sordariales; Chaetomiaceae. The record is from RefSeq and is a predicted model, not a curated record. Bases 1 to 2241 code for a protein of 746 amino acids.